Molecule: messenger RNA, 5407 nt
Organism: Astyanax mexicanus (Mexican tetra)
Lineage: Eukaryota; Metazoa; Chordata; Actinopteri; Characiformes; Acestrorhamphidae
Product: NACHT, LRR and PYD domains-containing protein 3
Exons: 17
Coding region: 139-3633 (1164 amino acids)
Molecular function (GO): protein binding
Source: RefSeq, a predicted model, not a curated record
AGAGCAGGACAAACCAGUUCAGCUCAGAGCAGUACAAGCAGCAGUUCUAGGAUUACGCAGGAUCGUUUUUUUGUGAUGAAAGGCUCAUAAUCACAUUACAGCAAAUCACAGUUCGUUCUGCACAUCUUAGCAAAAAGGAUGACUUCUCCAGUAAAUCUGUCCAAAGAGGAAGCUUCUGACAACCUUAAGAGACAAUCCACUGAUGAUCCAGUUAAGCCAAACAAGGACAGUGAGGGUAAUGUCUGUACAGAUAUCAGUCCUGGCUUUUGUGGACUGAUUCAUAGAGAGGUACCAGAGCUCCAAAUUGAACAUUCCUUUGAUGAUCCAUCGAUUCCAGAUAAUCACAGCGAACAAGCUAAUUUUCCUGGCUUCAGGCCGAUAAAAAGAAACAGAUCACCUUUGAGAUCUAUAUCCAAGUGUGAACCGUCUACAGAUUGUCCACACAACUUCACCAUCAGAGACGAUCAUGCUGAUCCAAGCCUGAUCCGAAGAGAGAGAAUGGAGUCAUAUUUGUCCAUGAGGAGUGAUUACAAUGUGAAUGACCCAGAUGACAGCCAAAAGGGAAACAUUGUUACUGAACUGAGAAACAGAUCAGAGUCACCUACUUUUAGCUUUGUGUCCAUGAAGAGUGAACAGUCAAUGGAUUAUCAAAUUUACUUCAGAGAAAGUGACCCUCAUCAAAAAGAAAGUAUCAGACUGACUAACAGAAAGAUACAAAAGUUCCAAAUUGAACAUUUCAUGGAUAAUCCAUCAAAUCCAGAUAAUCACAGAGAAGAAGAUACUUUUCCUGACUUCAGAAACAGAUCAACUCUCAGUUCUGUAUCUGUGAAGAGUGAACAGUCUAUAGAUUUUCCAUACAACUUCGCAAUCAGAGAUGAUCAUGCUGAUCCAAGUGCCCAACAGAAGAGCCCGCCCCCUUCCAGAGCCAACACUCUGGCAUCAAUAUUCAAGGUGGUUGAACAAAAUGUUAUCUCUCUGGUGACAAAUGAGCUAAAGCGAUUCAAGAACCUGCUGAGUCCAGAAUACAUAGAGGGUGAGGUGGUGGAGGAGGAGAACGAGAGUGUCAGGAAGGGAGCACUGAAGAUUACACUACAUGUUCUUAGGAAAUUGAGGCAAAUAGACUUGGCUACACUUUUGGAAUCGAAAAUGGCACCUUGGUAUCAGCAACAGCACAAAUUGAAACUCAAGAAGAAAUAUCAAAGCAUAAAAGAAGAAAUGGCAAAGCAACAAAACUCAACACGUCUGAAUGAGAUCUACACAGAGCUCUACAUCACUGAGGGUGAAUGUGAAGAAGUCAGAAGUGACCAUGAAAUAAAACAGAUUGAGGAAAUAUCCAAGAAAGUAGCAACAGAGGAGACUUCCAUAAAAGUGAAUGAAGUAUUUAAAGCCUUGCCUGGACAAGACAAGUCCAUUCGCACGGUGCUGACAAAAGGAGUUGCUGGCAUUGGGAAAACAGUCUCAGUGCAAAAGUUCAUUCUGGACUGGUCUGAGGGACAUGCAAAUAAGGAUAUCCACUUCAUAUUUCCACUUCCCUUUAGGGAGUUAAAUUUGUUAAAGGAGAACAUGUUCAGUCUGAAGGAGCUUCUUCAGCACUUUUUUACAGAAAUGGUGGACUUGGCAUUGAAAGGCUCUGAUGCCCAUAAAAUCCUGUUCAUUUUUGAUGGUCUGGAUGAAUGUCGUCUUUCACUAGAUUUCCAAAACAAUCAAAGAGUGUGUAAUGUCACAGAGAGAACCUCAGUCAAUGUGCUGCUGACAAACCUCAUCAAGGGGGACCUGCUUCCCUCUGCUCUUCUCUGGAUCACCUCUCGACCAGCAGCAUGCGGUCAGAUCCCUGCGGAGUGUGUUGACCAGGUAACAGAGGUAAGAGGGUUUAAUGAUCUACAGAAAGAGGAAUACUUUAGGAAGAAGAUCAGUGACCAGAGCCUGGCCAACAAAGUCAUUGCACACAUGAAGUCAUCUAGAAGCCUCAACAUGAUGUGCCACAUCCCAGUCUUCUGUUGGAUUGCAGCCACUGUUCUAGAGAAAAUGUUGAGUCAAGCAAAGAAAGGCAAGAUCCCCAACACUUUGACUCAAAUGUUCACACACUUCUUGAACUUGCAGAUGACCCAAUGGAGUCAGAAAUACCACACCUACAAUUCUGACCCUGAUCAAAUUAGAGAGAGCAUUCUGGCCCUGGGGAAAUUGGCUUUUCAACAGCUGGAAAAGGGCAACCUGAUCUUCUAUGAGGAAGACCUGAAAGAGUGUGGCAUUGAAGCUAAAGAAAUGUCAGUGUACUCAGGCUUGUGCACCCAGAUCUUUAGAGAAGAGAUUGGGUUGCAUAUGGGGAAGAUGUACAGUUUUGUGCACUUGAGUAUUCAGGAAUUACUUGCUGCACUAUAUAUCUUUGUCUCAUUCAUCAGCAACAGAAAGGAGUUUGACAAGAAAAACCCUGGAUUUGUUAGCUCCAUCCAAAAACCAACAAUGUCUGAUCUUCUCAAGAGUGCCGUGGACAAGGCCUUAAGGAGUAAGAAUGGACACCUGGACCUUUUCCUUCGCUUUCUUCUUGGUCUGUCAAUGGAGUCCAAUCAGAAUCUCCUAACUGGCCUGCUAAAACAGAAAGUAAACAUUAUAAACAAAGACAAAACGGUCAAAUACAUCAAGAAAAUGAUUAAAGAAAACUCAUCUACAGAGAAAUCCAUCAAUUUGUUCCACUGUCUAAAUGAACUGAAUGAUCAUUCGCUGGAGCAAGAAGUCCAACCGUACUUGAGCCGAAGGGGCAAGAAUCGUCUAUCCACAACCAACCUCUCUCCAACUCAGUGGUCAGCUCUGGUGUUUGUGUUUUCAAACUCAGAAGAAGAGUUCGAUGAAUUUAAUCUUUGUGAUUAUGACCCCUCAGAAAAAGUUUUCCAAAAACUGCUGCCAGUAGUUAAAGUAUCAAAGAAAGCAAAUCUGAGUGGUUGUAAUCUCACUGAGCAAAGCUGUGCACUUCUGGCCUCAGUUCUCAGUUCAAAGUCUAGUGUGAGAGAGCUGGACCUGAGUACGAAUAUUCUGCAUGAUUCAGGAGUGAAGCUGCUCUCGGCUGGACUGGAGAAUCCACACUGUAAACUGCAGAAACUGAAACUUUGUGGCUGUAGGAUUACAGAAAAGAGCUGCUUAACCCUGGCUUUUACUCUUUCCUCAAAUGUUUCAAAUCUAAUAGAGCUAAACUUGGCCAAUAAUAAUCUACAGGAUUCAGGAUUGAAGCUGCUUUGUGAUGGACUGGAAAAGAAGGACUGUAAACUGCAGACACUGGGUCUCUGUAACUGCAGUAUAACACAGGAAGGCUGUGAGGUUCUGGUGUCAGCUCUGAAAUCAAACCCCUCUCAUCUAAGAGAGCUGAAUCUGGGGAUGAAUAUGAUAGGAGAUUUAGGGGUAAAAUACCUGUCUUCAUUUUUGGAGGAUUCCAACUGCAAACUGGAGAAGCUAGAGCUGUUUGACUGCAGUAUUACAGAUGAAGGCUGUGCUUCUCUGGCUUCAGCUCUGAAGACAAAUACCUCACAUCUAAGAGAGCUAAAUUUGCAUCAUAACAAAGCAAGAGAUUCAGGAGUGAAGCUGCUCUUAUCUCUACUGAAGGAUCCAUGCUGCAAGCUAGAGAAGCUAAACUUCUACACCUGACACUAUAUGAGUCUCAAGAUCAUCCACAAGUCCUACAUUUGGAAUGAUCACCAAAUGACAAGACUAUGAACUGUUAAUAAUUCAGUAUUUGUAAUGUACCUGUACAUGUCUAGUAAGUAGUUUAAAUUGCAUAAAAUGUAUAUGAAUGAGGUUCAACUUAUAUAGUGCCUUUCUAGAAACCCAAGGACGCUUUACAAUUAACACGUUUUACACAUGUGUAUACAUGCUUAAGUUAAACUGAUAACCAUUAUGUUCCUUUACAAUGUAAACAGUGUAAUGGCUACAUCUCCUUUGUAUGUUUCUUUUGGGUUGUAUCAAUAUAUUUUGUAAAAUUUGUAAAAUAUGAAACAGUAAAAUGUGAAACAUUAACACAUUGAAACUAUAAGCUUACAAUUAAAACUGCAUGUCUGAAGUUUUCAGAGUAGAUUAUUAUAUUCAGUAAGAGAAUAUUUCUUGGAUGUUAGUGCUGUGUUUUGUAUAGCAAUACUGAAACACUGGAGGCUAUUUAAAUAAUAGUUCAAUAAAAUAUUACAUUGAAAGUCGUGGUAGGUGAGAAUUAUUCAAGUGAAAUCAUACAGAUGAUGUAAGAUGAGUGUGAUUGUUAUGAACCUUUACUUGAUAUAAAUAUAUUUGACAUAACAACUGAAGUGUUCCUUACACCUACAUAGGAUUGCUACCCUUCAGAAUUGAAAAUAAGGGACGCCCAUCAUGGCUCCUCUGGGCUAUGAGCCAAAGCUGAAAAAUCCUGCACUGAAUGGAUCAGCACUACAUACUGCAUGUUUGUUAUGUGCUCUGUUGUUUUUAGUGAGAGCUGCAGGCAUCUGACAUAUUUUGUGUUGUAAAACCAGAAUCCUGAAGUGGGAAGGUGAGAAAGUUGAGGGAUAUGAUACCAUAGUCCAUAUAGUGUUGGACUGCCAAACUGAGGUUUAUGGAGGUACACAUUUUCUGACUUCAUAUCCUCUGGUCCUCUCUAUGGAAGCCCAUUCCUGCCACCCAAAAGAAAAAUCCAGCACAUUUAUUUAGUAUUAUUAAGUAAACUGCUCUCUCAUUAUUUUGAGAAAGUAAGUCAUUAUUUUGAGAUAGUAAGUCAUUAUUUUGAGAUAGUAAGUCAUUAUUUUGAGAUACUAUCUCCAUAUUUUGAGAUAGUAAGUCAUUAUUUUGAGAUACUGUCUCAUUAUUUUGAGAUACUAGUAGACUGUACAGAGACAAAAGCAGGUGAGACAAAGACGCAAAAUUGAUACUAUCAUUCAGAGGUGGAUUCACAGACAAUGAAAUACUGGUGCUUUUAGAGGAAUCACAUAAUAUAUGUACUGGAUCAGUUGUUGUUCCCCCAGGACUAUAGGGGGCGCAGACUUUGCUAUGUUGAGUCAGGUAGUAAAUAGAAGAAAUGAACUGGAGGCAUUGUUUUUUCCCGUAAGGCAAGCAAGCAGUGUGUCUCUGCUAAUCCAAAGCAUCCACUUCUUUCUAUCCCUUCGAAUGGCAAUAUGAGUAAGUGUUAAGUUGUAUGUGAUUGAUAGAUGUUAGGCAUGGGAGUAUUGAAGUUCAUUUGAGAUGUUUUCAAUACGUUAAAUGUAUCAAUAUAGCAAAAUCCUUUCUGUUCAUUUGAAGUUCAUGUAAUGUGGCUGCAAAUGACUCUUUAAUGCACCUUAUACAUUGAAGGAAACAUUUAUUUGAUUUAAGUGGACAUAUAUAUGAUUUGCAUACUGAGUAUUUUUCUGUAUUUUGUAUUGUUUCAGUUUCACACUUUUUUGCAUUAAAUCCUGUCCAAACACAA